AUGUCGGGAGCAACUGCAUUGUUUGGAAACACGGCUGGUAGAAAUCAGUCUAAAAAUCUUGUAGAGUUUAAAGCUGGGAAAAUGAACAUGAGAGGUAAAAUGGUGUACCCUGACAAAAGAAAGGGAUUAUUAUACAUUCAUCAAUCAGAUGACUCUUUGAUUCAUUUCUGCUGGAAAGAUCGUACAUCAGGUGUUGUUGAAGAUGAUUUAAUAAUUUUCCCCGAUGACUGCGAGUUUAAGUUUGUACCACAAUGUACUACUGGAAGAGUUUAUGUGCUGAAAUUCAAGUCAUCAAACAAAAAGUCAUUUUUUUGGCUACAGGAAGCAAAAACUGAUAAAGACGAUGAAAACUGUCGCCGUAUCAAUGAUGUCAUGAACAACCCUCCAGCACCUGGUUCAAAUCGUAGUGGAGGCACUACCCCUGAUGGUGAUUUGCAAAAUUUACUAAGCAAUAUGUCUCAACAACAAUUAAUGCAGUUGUUUGGGGGAGUUGGUCAAAUUGGGGGCUUGUCAUCUUUGCUUGGUACAAUGAGAUCUAGUCAAACAGGGCGCUCAUCAUCAUCAACUCAUUCAUCUAGUGCUCAACCUGCAAAUACCAGCACCACUACAAAUACAAGCAGUGGCAGUAAUCGAACAACUACCACUAGUAGUUCUCCUCCUCCUACAAGUAGUGUUACCACAGGACCUACAGAAAGCCAAGAACAAAGAGCCACAGGCAUACAACUGAGAGACCUUCAAUCUAUGUUAUCUGGAUUGACUGGUGGUCAAGGAACAACUGAAAAACCACCAGUGGAUCUGUCAGCUGCUAUGGAUAUGGAAAAUUUACAAAGUGUUAUCGAAAAUACAAGUGCAUUGAGUCAGUUAGCACAACAUUUACCAACAUCAGAAAGUGCUUCAGAUUCAACACCAACAAGUCAAACGACACCUGAUAAUCUGAAAGAUACAAUUACUUCCCCACAGUUUAGACAAGCUGUAAGUAUGUUUAGUAAUGCUUUACAAACUGGGCAACUAGGAUCUGUGGUUCAACAGUUUGAUUUAGGAGAAGGAGCAGUAAGUGCAGCUAAUCAAGGAAACAUGGAAGAAUUUGUACGAGCUCUUCAACAAGCAAAUAUUAGUGCUGAAGAGUCAGAUGACGCUUGUCCAAUAAAUCCAGAAAAACGCAAAAAACCAGACAAUGAUGAUAUUGGGUCAAAGUAA
Messenger RNA from Macrosiphum euphorbiae (potato aphid), 1197 nucleotides. Lineage: Eukaryota; Metazoa; Arthropoda; Insecta; Hemiptera; Aphididae. The record is from the annotation of a GenBank genome assembly.